This is a messenger RNA of Kickxella alabastrina, 1810 nucleotides long. RefSeq lists its product as uncharacterized. The transcript has a single exon. Lineage: Eukaryota; Fungi; Kickxellomycota; Kickxellomycetes; Kickxellales; Kickxellaceae. The coding region runs from base 82 to 1632 and encodes 516 amino acids. The record is from RefSeq and is a predicted model, not a curated record.
UUCUUCAUUUUUUAUUUUAUUUUUAUUUUUACGUAUUUAUUUAUAUUUUCCUUUAUUAUUCUCAUUUUUGUUCUUUUCACGAUGAGCACCUUCCAUAACGAUAUAUUCAACCGCCGCUCGAGCAACGUGUUUCUCAACGAGUUCAAGCAAGACAAGCACCCAGGCAUCUUUGCCCCCGCAGCCAUCCCCAAGCCCUUAUUCUGCCAAAAUGACGGACAAGCCAUGCGGCGGUCAUCCUUCAGCGGAACAGACUCCCACAGUAGUAUGCAGAAUCAACGUCAUUUCGCCUACGUCGCCGGCUGCGAAAUCUGCGACGACUAUGUACGCAAAGGAGCAGAGAUGUGCCACCACGAGCACCGCAUAGUAUGUCGGGGUAUGGGCCAGGGAUGCGGGUGCCAUGGAUGUUGCCAUCAGAGAGAGUCUGCUGCAGUGCAGCAGGGGAAUAACGGGUACCGGGCGAGAACUGAGGAGUCUGUUUCGGACUCUGCGUUUGGGAAUGGAAGGGUGCGGGCGAGAUCCGCUACGACCACGGUGGGGGAUGCUGAUUUUGGGUUUGCCAAUAUGGACUCGGAGAUGAUGCGGAUGAAAUCCACGGACAAUCAAUGGCGCCAGCCAUCGCGGAACCAGGCAGAACAGCCGUUUUACGCCAGACCGUUGGAUUGCUCGGCGCAGGUGGCGCCAGUGCCCCAGGGUCAUGUGCAGCUGAGAGAGGGGAAUGUUGCGCAGAUGUUCGAUGCCCACGGACAAAUGCACAAUGGGAUGCAGGCGGCAAUGCGUGCCGAUGCGAGGUCGCACUUUGACGGACAUGCGCGGCCACAGCCGAUGUUUGGUGCCGCGUAUGGGUGCAGCAGGGAGGAGGAGAGCAAAGUCAAGAAAACAACAACAACUACGACUACGACGACUACGACAAAGCUAUGCGACAACCACUGCACGCCAUGUCCACCGCCACCAUGCCCGCCGCAGCCAUGCCCGCCGCCUGUUGUCGUUGUACCUGUGCCUCAUCAGCCGCUGCCGCCACCGACUCAUCACCACCAUCACGUGGGGCCGACCAUCCCAGUGGGCACUAAACCUGAUGGCAUGGUGAAGCGCGCCGAGCCAUGCUGCACCUGGUGCAAAUUCCUUCCUUGCCUCAGCUGUCCCAAACCGACAAACCCGAACGAGCGGUUCAAGAAGAAGAAUUUCCGGCUGUACCCCGAAUACGAGUUCCUUCCGGAUGAUCUCGAGAUGCCGCGGCCCACGGAGUACUUCCCUGAGCACACGCACUUUGCAUCGCGCUCCGAGUAUAAAAUCACUAUUCCCAAGGUGGCCCAAGCGGGGCAACGCGUUUUCGUUGAUUUUAUUGGUGACCAGAUGAUUAUUAUUGGGGAGCGCGGGAAACCGCUUGCCCACAGUGGGGCGCUUGGGCAUUUGCAGUCGUCUGGCAGUUCGACGAGGUCGACGUCAUUUAAUUCAAAGGAAAAGGCUCAUAUGAACCACUUUGUACCUGUUGCUGACCAUUUGCCCGUGGGCGUGUCUAGGGUAUUUGUGAAGAACUUUUUUUUGCCUCGCGAUACUUAUGAUAGGAAUCGCGCUCAGGCCUUUAUCAAGCCCAACGGAAAGCUGAAGAUCGUCGUACCUGUUCUGGAGGCUUAGCCAUUUUUAUUUUUAUUUUAUUAUUUCAGAUACAUGACUUGUAGGUUAGCUGGCCUGCUCUAGCGCUGCUAUUUCACUAAUGUUACUGUCACUUAUCUCUGUUGCUUGGCAUGACACAAGCACGUGAGACACAGAAAUCACUUAUAAAAAAUGAUUACAACAGCAUAACGCUAAAGUG